This is a messenger RNA of Hipposideros armiger (great roundleaf bat), 2039 nucleotides long. It is a transcript of the gene MTFR2, whose product is annotated as mitochondrial fission regulator 2. Gene Ontology annotation, biological process: mitochondrial fission; aerobic respiration. Gene Ontology annotation, cellular component: mitochondrion. NCBI's taxonomy places the organism in Eukaryota, Metazoa, Chordata, Mammalia, Chiroptera, Hipposideridae. The transcript is spliced from 8 exons. Bases 142 to 1266 code for a protein of 374 amino acids. The record is from RefSeq and is a predicted model, not a curated record.
GUCGACGGAUGAUUUCGAGGCAGGAUUCCUUAACAGGGCCUAUCUUGACGUUCCCGUGUUUGCUGGGAGGCUCGGCUUUGGAGGAAGGUAUUAAGAAACGGAUGAUGUUUUCUUGAAUUUGCUUCUGUAUUUGCUUCAUCAAUGUCUUUCAUAUUGAAUAUCUUAAGAGAGAUGCUGGAAUAUUUUGGUGUUCCCAUGGACCAGGUUUUGCAGAUUUGGAUAAAUAAAGACUAUGGAUCAACUCGGAGUAUUGUUCGUAUUAUUGGGAAAAUUCUUCCUUUAGAACCUUGUCCCAGGCCUAAUUUUGAGUUGAUCCCACUCCUGAACUCUGUAGAAUCUGGUAACUGUGGAUCUGUAAUUCCAUCUUUUGCUGAUAUUUUGUGUGUGGCAAAUGAUGAAGAAGCCAAUUAUCUCAGAUUUCGAAAUGGUGUAUGGAAAAAUGAGGAAGAGGAGAAAAGUAAAUUUUUUCAUCCAUUGCAAGUAGUUUGGGAUCCAUUGUCACCUGCUCCAAGACAUAACAAACCAAUGAAAAAUGAUCAGCCUGUAAGUGAAGCUGCAAUUAAAAAAAUAGCUGCUCUUGAAGAUGAACUAACUUUUCUUCGCUCUCAGAUUGCUGCAAUUGUGCAAAUGCAGGAACUGAAAAACAGUAUCAAUUCUGGCUCCUUUGACUUGAAUGAUGGGCCUGGUGGUUUGGGACAAAUGCCAUCAUCAGAGACUGCUCAACAGAGUGUUGAAUCAGAUCCAUUUUCAAGUUCAGGGCUCCCCUGUCCUCCUCCUCCACCACCACUGCCCCCUCAGUUCUCUUCUCUACCGCCUCCAUGUGCUCCUCUUGUACAACCAGGAUCUAAUAAUACUUGUGACUCAGAUAAUUCAGCAACUAAAAUGAAAAAACAGCACCCAGGUGCUGCUAGCAAGACCAAUUAUAGUCGUCAUUCAAAAAACCAGAAAAACCAAGAUGUUCCAAACAUGUUGGAUGUUCUCAAGGAUAUGAAUAAGAUUAAACUUCGUGCCAUUGAACGGUCACCUGGAGGCAGACCCAUUCAUAAGAGGAAAAGACAGAAUUCACAAUGGGAUCCGGUGUCUUUAAUAUCCCAGGCACUUAAGCAGAAAUUUGCAUUUCAAGGUGAUGAUUCCUUUGAGAAAGAAAAUAGGUCAUGGGAGUCUUCUCCAUUUUCCAGUCCAGAAACUUCAAGGUUUGGACAUCACAUUUCACAGUCAGAACUAAAGGAAGAACUGACAAACACAAAAGGUGUGACCAAGGUGUGAACAAUGCGAGCUGUCUACCCUUACAAGGAAAGAUUGCAGAAAUAUGCCGGCAUGCCUUUCAGUACAUGUUAAUCUUCUGUUAAUGAAGUUAAAUGAAGUCUGUACCCUGGGGUGUAUUAGGGCAGCGGCCCGAAGAACCUUGACUCUUAAGAAUACCUGUGUGGUUUUAGAAGAUCCAGCAGCUGGAUCUGAUGAUAGUUAUGUAUAUUGAUUUUUUUUCAUGUAUGUUAAUGUUAUUAAAGGCUGAAUACACACUUUGAAUGAUUUUCCUAAGAGCUAAAUAGUAAAUGACUUAAUGUUUCUCAUUAGAGAACAUUAGUUUUUCAUAUAGAGGGUCUCACUGUAAGGUAACAGGAGCCAUUUUAAUGGAUUAAGAAGUUCAUGUAAGCUAAGUCUGUAUGGUACUAAGCAAAUGAUAGUAUGUUUGAGUUUUUUAAAGCAAUUAUGACUUUCUAAUUUAAGAGCCUCUGAAUUUUAAAAAAAUUGGUAGUGAUCUGGUUGACUUGGUUGACCUCCAGGACCUUGGAGAUUUUCAAAGAAUAUAAUUUUUUCAUUAAGAUAGUUAUAGUUUGAAUCAUAUAGGUUGAGCCUCCUAAAAAUUCUUCUGAGGUGAUAGAGAAUUAUUUUUAAAAACUGAUUUGAUAAAUGCUAGUACUUAAAGAAUCUUCUUCAUAAUUUUGCCUAUACUUGCUAUGUAAAUAUGCAUGUCUAUCAUUUUAUUUCCUCUGUUCCUUAUUAUAGUUACAUUCUUUCCUUUGUAAAUAGAAUGUAAA